Paramecium sonneborni is the source of this 489-nucleotide messenger RNA. The record is from the annotation of a GenBank genome assembly. NCBI's taxonomy places the organism in Eukaryota, Ciliophora, Oligohymenophorea, Peniculida, Parameciidae.
CUUGAGGAUGGAGUAAGAAAUGAUUCGUAAAUGGUUGAAUUAUCAAAAGAUACAAAAAGUGAUAUAUGCAUAAUAAAAUUUAAUGAGGAAUGUAAUGAUGAUCGUCGAGAAAUUAGACCAUGAUUCCUGAUAUUGAUAAUAAGUAUCAAAUGAACAUAGCUAAGUUAUCAAAUGAGAAAAACAAAACAUUAUAUAAUUAUGCAAUACACAGGAAUAUAAAAAUAGGAGAGACAAUAAAGAAUUAUAUAAUAUAAAUUUAGAACAGGGUAAAUGAAAGAAGGAGAUAAAUAAAACCAAUUCGUUUUAAGACUUUAUAGACUACAAGAACUGAGAGUAGUGGUGAACGUUCUUACAAUAUAUGUCUUUAGAACUCAAUUUAUCUAAAAAAUCGUAAAUCUGUUAGAACGAGUUCUGUAAUUAGUGCAAUAAAAACAUAAUAAUCAAAUUCUUAAGCAAGUUUUUAAAAGAAAAGUUCGAUUCCAAAGUUGA